AGUUCAAGUGCUUCCUCAGAGAGAGGACAACGUAUCACUGGUUGGCUGCAUAUAGUUUAUCCCUUUAAUUGAUGGCAUGUUUCACUGUUAUUAUAGUGUCACUACUACAUCCCUGUUCUUGGAUGUGACAAUUGCAAAAGCUUAAACUCUUACUUUGGAUGACAUUCAUAACAUCAUAUAUAGUUCUUCCUGUUUCCUAUGUCCACAAGGUGGAAAACUCAUUUCUUAUUCUUGGGUCCAUUUUAGUAUCCUAUUACAUCUCUACUGCUUAUAAGGCUGUCAAAGGACCGGAUCUUGGUUGGUUUGGGCUUGUGCUUCAAACUUGUUGGGCCGGGUCUUUUUUUUAGCCCUUAUCUCACCCUGCCCAUUGAAAACCCGAACUACUAUAUCAACCACACUUUGGCUGUUGGGAGGCUGUUUGGGUUAUUUUAGACUCUGUAAACUCUCUAUUACUGCUGAUAGUAUUUUUGCAUUCUAUGUUACUAAUUCCGCAUACAAUGUUGUUCCUGUAGAUUGUCCUUGGUAUAAAGUUAGGGAUGAAACCAAAAGAUGCAAUCUCCAAAGUGAAAACUCUCUCUGAUGUUGAGGGUUUGUGCGUAUCUUUUGCUAAUAGCCAUGAUUCUUCUGAUCCUGUGCUCGCUGUUAAGGAAUUUCUGACUGAGGAACCUUAUAAAGCUGAAGAUAUUGAGAAAAUUACAGAGGAAAGUCUCACAUCGAUCUUGGGUAAUUCACCAACUUCGUUAGCUGUACUUAGAGCUGCGAAGCAUUUUAAGCUAUUUCAGGUACUCUAAAUGAAGGGACUACUUGGCUCCAUUUGCAGAGACUAGCUGAUACAUGGCACGAGAUACUGUUAAUUCCAGUGAGAGGAGUUGUCAUUGGCAUGGUAUUAACAGAUUUGCUUCUAAGGUAACUUUGGUGGCAUUUCCAAAUGCCCUAAUGCCUAUAGCUUUCCUUCUGAAAAUUAAUGUAUUUUUGAUGAGUUCUAAAUGAUAAAACAUAAGUUGAACUUAAGUU
Messenger RNA from Magnolia sinica, 1014 nucleotides. RefSeq names its product galactokinase-like. The transcript is spliced from 3 exons. Bases 537 to 791 code for a protein of 84 amino acids. The record is from RefSeq and is a predicted model, not a curated record. NCBI's taxonomy places the organism in Eukaryota, Viridiplantae, Streptophyta, Magnoliopsida, Magnoliales, Magnoliaceae.